This is a messenger RNA of Arachis stenosperma, 2609 nucleotides long. RefSeq names its product protein MICRORCHIDIA 6-like. Gene Ontology annotation, cellular component: nucleus. The transcript is spliced from 20 exons. The record is from RefSeq and is a predicted model, not a curated record. The coding region runs from base 120 to 2159 and encodes 679 amino acids. NCBI's taxonomy places the organism in Eukaryota, Viridiplantae, Streptophyta, Magnoliopsida, Fabales, Fabaceae. Gene Ontology annotation, molecular function: ATP hydrolysis activity.
CAGGUGGAGUAAAAGGAGUUAUACUUAUAGACUUAAUAGUACCUUACCUGAGACUCUGACUUCAGUACUACUUCAUCAACGCGGCGACAAGAAAAGAAAUAGAGGAGAGUAGCUUAAAGAUGGACACUGCAGAAAUUGUGGAUUUAUCUAGUGAUGAUGAAGGGGGUGAAGCUGGUUCCAGGGCUCUCCAUUUUGAUUCUGAUAUUGCGAGUGGUGCAAAGCAACAGAAUGUGACCAACAGAGGCCACACACCCAAACAUUACAGAUCUCGAAGCCGUUCUAAUAUACAAAAUUCUGAAGAAAAUAUGAUCCCCAGCCGACCGAAUUCUUGUCAUAGUUGUUCUGGUGAUUUGAAGCAAGGUCUGUUGCCCGUUGGUGACGACGCAGGUCUCUCUGAUUCAUCACCAAUUUGUGCAGCACUACCUUGUAGGCAUUUUUGGAAAGCUGGAAAUUAUGAUAAUGGGCUUGUUCCUAAAGUCAGAGUCCCAAAUGCAGGCAACUAUCUCAAUGUCCAUCCUCUGUUCCUUCAUUCAAAUGCAACUUCACAUAAGUGGGCAUUUGGUGCCAUAGCUGAGCUUCUGGAUAAUGCAGUUGAUGAGAUCCAAAAUGGGGCUACCUAUGUUAUUGUAGAUAGAAUUUCAAACCCAAAGGAUAAAAGUCCAGCAUUAUUGAUUCAAGAUGAUGGUGGUGGAAUGGAUCCAGAAGCAAUGCGUCGUUGCAUGAGUUUUGGAUUUUCAGAUAAAUCAAAAUUUGCAAUUGGACAGUAUGGAAAUGGCUUCAAGACUGGUACCAUGAGACUGGGUGCAGAUGUCAUUGUCUUCAGCCGCCAUCUGAAUAAUGGGAUACUGACUCAAAGCAUUGGGCUUCUGUCUUAUACAUACAUGAUGCAAACACAGCUUGACAGAAUUGUAGUACCCAUGGUGCAUUAUCAGAUCAAUACAUCAAGCGGAUCCUUCGGAAUAUUAAAUGACCAAGAGCAUUUUAUUUCCAAUUUGUCCAUAAUGUUGCGCUGGUCUCCAUUCACAUCAGAAAUAGAACUUUUGAAACAACUUGAUGAAAUUGGAUGUCAUGGUACUAAAAUUAUUAUCUACAACUUGUGGUUCAACGAUGAUAGCAAUUUGGAAUUAGAUUUUGAUUUUGAUACUGAGGAUAUUUGUAUUGCUGGGGAUAUCAAGAAGGAGGUUGAUGCACUUUCUUCCUGGGAGACAUUGAAUGAGCAACACACUGCUAACCGGCUUCGAUAUUCUCUACGUGUUUACUUGUCCAUAUUGUACUUGAGGUUACCAGAAAGCUUUACAAUUAUAUUGCGAGGGCAAGUUGUGGAUCUACAUAACAUUGCAGACGAUCUUCAGUAUCCUGAAUUUAUCUUGUAUAAACCACAUAGUUCAGAUGAGUCUGCAGUUGUGACAACAAUUGGAUUCGUUAAGGAAGCUCCUGAAGUCAAUGUCCAUGGCUUCAAUAUAUAUCACAAAAAUCGGCUGAUCCUGCCUUAUUGGCAGGUUGUGAGCUAUCUGAGAAGUAGAGGCAGAGGAGUUGUCGGUGUCCUGAAAGCAGAUUUUAUUCAGCCUACUCAUAAUAAGCAAGAUUUUGAGAGGACUUCCUUGUUUGCAAAGCUUGAACAUCGCUUGAAGGAAAUGACGUGGGAAUACUGGGAUUGUCAUUGUCAACUACUUGGGUAUCAGAAAAACAGGCCUAAGUCUCAGGUCCCCAUUGAUACUUUGCCGCCAAAACCACCUGGUUUUGAAAUACCGGUGGCAUUGAACAAAAGUACCUAUCCACAUAGCACAUUUGAGCAAGUAUCUCCUACUAAGAGGAAAGAGAGACAUGGAUCUAUGGACCUUCAUAAGAUGAAAAAGCAAACAAGGGAACAGGAUUUCUCAACAAGUGUUGGUUGCAAUGAUGAGAAUAUACAGGCUACUGCAUGUUCUGAAGACCAGGAGGAAGACCAAGGCACUAUACACUUGAUACAAGUGAACACAGAACUCCAUGCAAGGUGUUUGGAAUUUGAAAAGACAAAUGAAGAACUUUGCCACAAGGUGACAGAGCUUAGAAGUAAAAUUCAAGACGCUAAGCUUGAGUAUAAUAGCCUUUUGUCUCAAGUGCACUACCAGGACCUGAUGCUAACAUGUAUUGUAGAUGGUACACCUCCUGCAGCCUAGCUUUGUUUCUCCAGAAUUUGUUUUUUGGUGGAAGGUUCUCUAGUUUGAAAUGAUGUUGUAUGAUAUGGGGAUGGAUUCUUCAUGUGAAAAUAUAAACAUGGUCAUGUGCAGAUUUUUUUGGCCCCAAUAUAGCUCUCGCAAGAGAAUAUCAUAUAUAGUGAAAGUUAUGUGAGAGUUUAGCCCAGUCUAUAUAGAUAACUAUUUUUACCUGUAAUUAUAUGAAAGUAAGAUACAUCCUAAUAUCUAGCUUUUUGUAGAUAUAUGAUACUGUGAGCUUUAAGUAAUUAAUGCCAAUUCUACCAUAGAAAUUUUAUUCUAUAAAGGAGGAUAGAGUUGAGCUUCUCUACCACUCCCCCUAAAGGGAUUCCUUUGGAUCCUUACAAGUUACAUUCUUAUGUUUUUGUUGGAUCAUGUGAAACGGUUUGUACUAAAUGCACAUGGCUUUCUCAU